Magallana angulata is the source of this 1271-nucleotide messenger RNA. RefSeq names its product ubiquitin-conjugating enzyme E2 D2B-like. Bases 205 to 663 code for a protein of 152 amino acids. The record is from RefSeq and is a predicted model, not a curated record. The transcript is spliced from 6 exons. NCBI's taxonomy places the organism in Eukaryota, Metazoa, Mollusca, Bivalvia, Ostreida, Ostreidae.
AUUAGUAAAUUCCUUGUGGACAGGGUAAACAUGGAUUUUGUACAAAUAUAAAAUGUCGCUCGACUGCAUAUUUUAAAACAACUGGUUUACAAGACAAUCACCAAAUGGUUUUUAGAAUUAUCCUGGUUAUAUGAUACAGUCCAAUAGCAGUGAUCUGAGAGGAGAUAAUUAACUAUAACAAAUAAAGCCACUGUCACCAUCAUCAUGGCUCUGAAAUUAAUUGCAAAGCAAUUGGAGAAGUUAUACCAGGAGAUUCCCGAGGAGUGUGGGUUCUCAGCAGGUCCUCUUGAGGAUGAUAUGCUACACUGGGAGGCCUCUAUCCUUGGACCGGAGGAUAGCCCCUAUCAUGGAGGGAGAUUCUGGCUACGCAUCGACUUCACUGCCGACUACCCAUUCCGUCCUCCAAAGAUAAUUUUCCUAACAAAAGUGUUCCACCCCAAUGUGGAGCCAGAUGGUAAAAUUUGCAUUGAUUUUUUACAAGAUGAGUGGAAACCAUCGUACACGAUUGGAUAUCUUUUAAUGGCUAUUUGUUCAUUGCUACUGCAUCCUCACCCAGACAACCCAGCUCACCAAGAAGCGGCCAAUAUGUAUCUCAGUGACCCAGAAAAAUUCAAGCAGACCGCGGAGGAAUGGACAAAGCUUCAUGCUCCACUGGACGUCUGACACCAGUUUCCUUAUAUCCACUUAAUUAAUCAGAUGGCUGUAACCAAUCACUUCUCUCAAGACAUCUUUUUUGGAUGCUUUUGCAGUGAUGACCUGAUAUGUUGCUUACUACAGUGCACACUCAAAACAUAACUACAUAAAAACAUAUCCCAAGCCAGUCAUGUACUUACAUUCUAAUGAAAGUUAUCUUUGUACAAACUUCUGAAAAAAGUUCUUGUUCAUGAAUCUUUAGGUACAUUCCAAAAGCAGGAAUUUUAUGUUGCAAAUGAACUAUCACACUGAUAACUGAUUAUUUGCUUUUACAAAAUAUUUCCAAUAGGUUAAUUGUGAUUCAAAUAAUGGUAAGUUAAUAAGAUCCUAGGCUUCUUAAUAUUAUUUAAUUUUUUUAUUUUGAGACAUUCAGGUACUUGUACAUGUAUCUUAUUUGCUCUCUUGCACUUUUGUAUGAAUCAAGUUUUAAUUUUGACCUUCAUUUUAAUACUUAUUUUUGUUUGACAUAUGUUAAAGCAUUGCCAUAAUGAUAUUGCAAACUGCUACUCGUGUGUGAUAUUGUUGCAUGAUAUCAUUUUUUUAUACACAAUGCUGUAUUAAAUUUAUUUCAGAAAUAA